Molecule: messenger RNA, 3888 nt
Organism: Knipowitschia caucasica
Lineage: Eukaryota; Metazoa; Chordata; Actinopteri; Gobiiformes; Gobiidae
Source: the annotation of a GenBank genome assembly
AUGUACAACGUGACUUCCUCCAUUGCCACAUUUAUCCACUAUAGGCCUGGCUCCUGUACGCGCGCAACAGCGACGCCUCUCCGCGGCCCACAUCAGGAAGUGAAUGCGAUCUACACGGCUGUCGUACCGCCAAACAUGCUCAUAAAGGAAUUUCGAGUGAUUCUUCCCAUAUCUGUGGAAGAGUAUCAGGUGGGCCAGCUGUACUCGGUGGCUGAGGCCAGUAAGAAUGAGACAGGAGGGGGAGAGGGUGUGGAGGUGUUAAAAAACGAGCCCUAUGAGAAAGAUGGAGAGAAGGGACAGUACACACACAAAAUCUACCAUUUACAGAGUAAAGUUCCGUCGUUUGUCCGAAUGUUGGCCCCUGCGUCGGCUCUCAACAUCCAUGAGAAAGCCUGGAACGCAUACCCCUACUGUCGCACAGUCAUCACUAAUGAGUACAUGAAAGAUAACUUUCUCAUCAAGAUAGAAACAUGGCAUAAACCUGACUUGGGCCAUCAGGAAAAUGUGCAUGGUCUCGAUCCUGAGACCUGGAAGAAAGUGGACGUAGUCUAUAUUGAUAUUGCAGACAGAAGCCAAGUAGACACUAAGGAUUACAAGCCAGAUGAGGAUCCAUGCAGGUACAAAUCAGUGAAGACUGGACGAGGUCCUCUAGGCCCUGACUGGAAGAAAGAGCUUCCCAAUAAGAAAGACUGCCCACACAUGUGUGCCUACAAACUGGUCACUGUCAAAUUCAAAUGGUGGGGCCUGCAAAACAAGGUGGAAAGCUUUAUUCAAAAGCAAGAGAAACGUUUGUUCACCAAUUUCCACCGUCAGCUGUUCUGCUGGAUCGACCACUGGAUUGAGUUGACCAUGGAAGACAUUAGGCGCAUGGAGGAAGACACACGCAAGGAGCUAGAUGAGAUGAGAGUUAAAGACCCAGUGAAAGGCAUGAGAGCCCCGAGUCCCGGAGAAAGCACCACACCGACUGAAACAACGGGACUCACCGCCGGAAAACGCCCCCAAACUCUGGACUCCGCGGCGGAGAACUUUGUGAUCUGUCAACACGGCGUCUGCGGCUUCUCCCGGACACCUCAGCAGAGACAGGCGCCCACACGCACAGGGGAGAUCAUGAGUACUGGAAGAACUGGGGAGAACAAGUGCAGGUUGUACUUGGUGACGUGGAAUGUGGGCACAGCUGAGCCUCCUGAAGAUGUCACAUCUCUGUUGCAACUGGACGGCCAACAUGACAUUUACGUGAUUGGUCUGCAGGAAGUGAAUGCUGCGCCGAUCAGGUUCAUUUCUGACCUCGUUGCGGAAGAUUCAUGGAGCCAUCUUUUUAUGGACACGCUGGGACCACGUGGGUUUGUCAAGGUGACGUCGGUGCGGAUGCAGGGCCUGUUGCUUCUGAUCUUUGCCAAACAAGUCCACCUGCCGUUCAUCAGAGAUAUCCAGAGCACUUACACCCGGACUGGGAUCUUUGGAUACUGGGGGAAUAAAGGCGCUGUAUCAGUCCGCUUCUCCCUGUACGGAGAGACGGUGUGUUUUCUGAACUGUCACCUGGCGGCUCACAUGAACUACGCUCUGCAGAGAGUGGACGAGUUUGAAUACAUCCUGGACAUACAAGACUUUGAGGCUGAGGACACGCCCCAUGUUCUGGACCACAAAGUUGUUUUCUGGUUUGGUGAUCUGAAUUUUCGCAUCGCUGACCACGGGUUGCACUUCCUGCGCUCUUCCAUUGAAGGUGGACGCUUGAAUCUGCUCUGGAGCAAAGACCAGCUAACAAUGAUGAAAAAGAAAGAGCAAUUUCUACAAGAAUUUCAAGAGGGACCACUUAAUUUUCAACCCACUUACAAGUUCAAGCGUAAUUCUGACACUUACGACAUCAGUGGUAAGAAGAGGAAGCCCGCCUGGACCGAUCGGGUUUUGUGGCGCAUAAAACCCAGGAGCCUUCCAUCAGAGGAGGACGAUGAGAGAGCAUCCACUUCUACCGACGAAGGGCCAGAUGAGUACCCCGUCCUGGUUACUCAAGACAGAUACACCUGUGACCUAAGCUACGGAGUCAGUGACCAUAAACCUGUCCUUGCUACUUUCAACUUGGAGCUCAGAAAGCACUAUGACACUCCGCUGGUCCACGUCUCUGCUGAGGGCGUUUGGAGUGCAGACCAGGACGCAGUCCUGAGCUACACUGUACAGGAGGACUUCAUGUCCUCCACGUGGGACUGGAUCGGACUUUUCAAGCUGGGAUUCAAAAGUGCUAUGGAUUAUGAGACGUUUGUUUGGGUCCGUGAGAAUGAGUUGCCUGAAAUAGAUGAACUCAUACAGCUUCCGAUGGACAAAGAUUCUAUCCCUCUUCUUGGCGGCCAGUAUGUGUUAGGCUACUACAGCACAAACAUGCAAACCCUUGUUGGCCUUAGUGAAAACUUCCAGAUUUUGGAGUCAAAGCGUGCAAUCAGAUCGGAGUGCAUCUGCAUUAUGUCGACUGAAGACGUGGAGCGCCUUCUGAUCCAGUUUCAGAAUGAGGAGGGUGAAGUGUUGGGGUCGCCUUUCGAUGUGCCUCUUGACAUCACCCCAGAAAAACUGCAGCUGGUCUGCAAUGCUCUGCUGCAACAGGAUGACCCAGUACCGCUGGCGUUCUUUGCUCGUGGCGAGGCAGAGGUGGUAUCUUCGUUGGGGGCGUGUGUAAAAGCGCUGGGGGUCGAGACUGAGCAGGUGCUGGCUGUGGUGUAUCAACCUCAAGCAGUGUUCCGAGUGCGAGCUGUGGCCCGCUGCACCAGCACUCUGCAGGGACACACUGAGGCAGUCAUCUCCACGGCCUUUAGCCCCACUGGCAAAUAUUUGGCCAGUGGAUCAGGCGAUACAACAGUUCGCUUUUGGGACUUGAUGACUGAAACACCUCAUCACACUGCUCGAGGGCACACACAUUGGGUCCUGAGCAUUUCCUGGUCACCUGAUGGCAAGAAGUUGGCUUCCGGGUGCAAGAACAGUCAGAUUUUUCUGUGGGAUCCGGUGACUGGCUUGCAGGUUGGAAAGACAUUAACUGGACAUACCAAAUGGAUCACUUGGAUUUCUUGGGAACCUCUACACCUAAACCCAGAGUGUCGGUACUUGGCCAGUAGCUCAAAAGAUUGCUCCGUGCGUAUUUGGGACACGGUCCUCGGACGCUGUGACAAAAUCUUGACCGGGCAUACGCAGUCGGUCACUUGUGUGAAAUGGGGAGGGGAUGGACUCCUGUACACAUCUUCCCAAGACAGGACAAUAAAAGUGUGGAGAACCAAAGAUGGUGCCCAGUGCAGAACUCUCCAGGGUCAUGCUCACUGGGUCAACACAUUGGCUUUGAGCACAGACUACGUUCUUCGUACAGGAGCUUUUGAGCCUGCAACAGCCACCAUCACUCCUCAAGAACUCAAAGGCUCAUUGGAUGACUUGAAGGAGAAAGCCCUUGAGAGAUACAACAAAGUUAGGGGUGCUGCUCCUGAGCGCUUAGUGUCUGGUUCAGAUGAUUUCACACUCUUUCUUUGGAACCCUGCUGAGGAUAAAAAGCCUCUGGCCCGGAUGACUGGCCACAGCGCACUGAUCAAUGAAGUCCUCUUCUCUCCGGACACCAGACUUGUGGCCUCUGCUUCCUUUGACAAGUCUAUUAAAAUAUGGGAUGGACGAACAGGAAAGUACCUUAUGUCUCUGCGUGGACAUGUAGGAUCUGUGUAUCAGGUGGCAUGGUCUGCUGACAGUCGGCUGCUAGUCAGCGGCAGCAGUGACAGCACACUUAAAGUUUGGGAUAUGAAAACAGGAAAGCUCAACAUGGACCUUCCAGGCCAUGCUGAUGAGGUGUAUGCAGUGGACUGGAGUCCUGAUGGCCAAAGAGUAGCCAGUGGUGGGAAAGACAAAUGUCUUCGAAUAUGGAGGAGGUAG